Messenger RNA from Clarias gariepinus (North African catfish), 3378 nucleotides. RefSeq lists its product as uncharacterized. The coding region runs from base 273 to 1028 and encodes 251 amino acids. Gene Ontology annotation, cellular component: cytoplasm; plasma membrane. Gene Ontology annotation, molecular function: ubiquitin protein ligase activity. The record is from RefSeq and is a predicted model, not a curated record. The transcript has 5 exons. Gene Ontology annotation, biological process: protein K48-linked ubiquitination; negative regulation of extrinsic apoptotic signaling pathway via death domain receptors; proteasome-mediated ubiquitin-dependent protein catabolic process. Lineage: Eukaryota; Metazoa; Chordata; Actinopteri; Siluriformes; Clariidae.
CUGGCUCUGUGUGGAAAACGACCGCCACCGUGGAAGAAACCAGCAGCACAUGGCACCAGGCCUACACAAACUCGGGCUACAGCCCUGCGCUAGCAUCACCCGAACACUUGUGCAGGGCCUGUGGAGGCCACGUCGACGCAGCCAGCAGGAAUGUGUGUGUCGACUGCAAGAAGCAGUUCUGCGGCCGAUGCUGGGUGCAGCCCGAGCUCGGACCAGCGCUGUGCCAGACCUGUCGGCGCUUCGUCGGGACACGGUUCGAGCGCAGCCAGCUGAUGGGGCUGAAGGUGAAGGAGCUGCGUGAGUACCUGCACCUGCAUGACGUUCCCACUCACAUGUGUCGUGAGAAGGAAGAGCUCGUGGAACUCGUGCUGGACCAAAAGACACCGAGCAGCAGCAGAAACAGUAGCAGCGGUAGCAGCUGUAGUAACGGCUGCGGCAACUCUGUCCCUCAGCCAGCCGCAUCAGACGCCUCGCAGUCCGAUACGCCUCCAUCACAGGCAGCCGAGGAGCCGGAGCCUCUCACAGAGGAGGAGGAGGAGGAUGAGGACGAGGAGGAGGAUGGAGGUGAAGAAGAGGAUGAGGACGAUGACGAAGAUGAGUCGACAGACAGCGAGGAGACGCUGGUGCACAGUCGCAGGGCUUCUCUGUCUGAUCUGAGCAGCGUUGACGACAUUGAGGGUCUUACCGUGCGACAGCUGAAGGAAAUCCUGGCGCGCAACUUUGUCAACUACCAGGGCUGCUGCGAGAAGUGGGAGCUGAUGGAGAGAGUUACACGUUUGUUUAACGACCAGAAAGACCUCCACAACCUGGUUUCAAACACUAAAAACGAAUCAGGCACAGUAGCGGAACCGGCAGAGCCGAGCGGCCAGGAGGAGAACCUCUGCAAGAUCUGCAUGGACUCGCCCAUCGACUGUGUGCUGCUGGAAUGCGGCCACAUGGUGACCUGUAGCAAGUGCGGCAAGCGCAUGAGCGAGUGUCCCAUCUGCAGACAGUACGUGGUGCGCGCCGUGCACGUCUUCAGAUCCUGAUGGAGCACCACGAAGAGCCAGAGUACCUGGAGCGCAGUCCUUUAAUAUCCACACACAUUCCACGUACCGUUCCUGUAUGGAGGUCCUGCGAGACGCGAGGCUCAGUCACAGCUUCGUUAUUGAUUUCUCUGAGACUUUUCUUUCUUUGUAUCCUUUUCCACAAUCUGCUAUGGUGGUUGACUGUGAAUGGACACUUUUGAUGGCUAGCUAGCUUUCUAGCUAAUUUCAGAAACUGAUCAUACAAUAACAUAUCAUAAAAUCUAUCAAGCUAGGUAAGAACAAGCAAGCUCACCUUAUCUAGCAACAUUACGUCUGCUGUUGUAGUCUGUACGGUUAGUUAGUUAUAAUAGCAAAGCAUUGCUAGGGUUAGGGUUUGUCUUUUUCGGCUCCGGGAAGGAAAGAGAGCCUUAGGCGAUUUGCAUAGUCACCAUCUAAGCUGCUUUCCAGCAUGUGUACACGGUGAGUGUGUUGUUAUAGUAUUUUUUGUUUGUUUGUUUUCUCAUCACUGCACAUUCUUAUGCCUUUUUUGUCUUAUGUCUUUAUCGCACAUGGGCGUUGCUUGUAAAAACGGAAAUUUAUACCACAGCAUUGAAGAAUUCUCGACUCUGAUUGGUCAGAAGGUGAUCUAGGAAUAAUAACAACCUGGCAAUGUGUAAUUUAAGAAUAAUAACUAUCCAGCAAAGAAAAAAACGUGACUGUUGAGAUUUUUCAGGGUAUUUUGCGUUUAUGGAAGGAGUCUCCAGUUUUAGUAGAUUUUUCCAUGUCAUCUUCAGAAUGGAGGACUUUUUUCUCCAUUUAAAGCUGCGUUUCUUUCUUACUUAUAUACUUCAAGGAAAGGAAACAAGAAACGGGUGAGGGAAUACACCCUUUAUAGCUGCUAUAUAAAGCGAUAAUCUUGCGGAUGUGUUAUUGCUGUGGUAUAAGAGAAAUUACAUACUCUGUUUAUUAAUUUCUGUAACAGCACACCUCCAAGUGUUUUAUUCCUUACUUUGGUUAUGGUUCAUUGUGAUAACUGCAUGUUUUUUCAUGCCAUUAAUAGAUGACUUUGUUUAAUACACUGUGUUUUCAGAGCUUGGGAGUGUUUUGGACCGCUAUAGUGGGGAGAAAAAGUUUUCAGCUCGUGUGUAGGCUGCAUGUGCAUGUCUAUAAUCAGGUGCUACAUUUACUUCUUUGCUUUAGAAAUCCAAGCCCAUGGGCCUUAUAUGUGGAGUUGUUUUUUUAUGUCACAAUUCGUCAUACAUAAGUGGCACAAUGGCUAAUAUAAAUAUAAGCUUUGGAUUCACAGUUACUCUAAAACAGACAUGAAGGUCAGUAGAUAAAUCAAAUAUAAUACUGGGUCCUUAAAUUGCAUUUAGGAACUAAUUUGUGUCUUUACAAUAUUCAUGUAGCAAUAAUAAAUCCCAAUUUGGGUACUCACAAUUUUUUUUUACCAUUCUCAUAAAUCACUUGUUACUUUGGUUCAGAAAAUUCCAUUAAAUGUGUUAAUAAAUCCAUAAAAUGUGAUAGAAGGAAGCAUGCACACAACAUAACCAAAAAAGGUGAAUCACAGUUUCGCAAUUGCAUCCAUGUAUGGGAACUUUUGACGAGAAAACAACUCUACAUCUCUCUUUUUUUUAACUUUUUUUUAUUUUCUGUACACUAAAUCUCCUCGAUGCAUUUGCUAGACGUUCACAGUGUGGCGAAGGUACAACUUUACAACUUCGUCACCUCAUCUUAUUUCUUAUGCACAGUAGACCGUUGUGCUGAGCUGGUGGUUUCUGGAUGGUUCCAUGGUCUUCCUUCAGAUGCGUGCAGCUGUAACACUAGCCUUGGUCUGUGUUUAGUCACAUGGUGCUCUUAUUACUGCCCACGCGUCCACUUAGUGCUCCACACCGGAGAGCUUUUUAACACGCUCGUAGAUACGUUAACACAGGGGUUCUCAAUCUCCAAACCAGGGACCACUUUAGAUGGAAAAUCUAAUUCCAAAAAAAAAAAAAAAAAGAUAAAUAAAAGAAAUUCUAUGACCUGCUUCAGUACAGGUUUAUUUAUAUCCGUGUUUUUAUUUAAAUCUUCACGUCUCCUUGUUUAAACAUUUUGGCUGUUUAUUGGAAAUGUAGGGCUUUUUAUUCCUAAACAAACAAAAAACAUUUUUAAUUAAAAGUGUUUUGAAGGAUUAUUCGCAGGUUCCCCUGUCUAUGCUUUACAAACCCCCUAGAGGUCCCUAGAUCCCACUUUGGGAACCCUGGUGUAACACCGAUGCAACAUCUGAGACUCCAGUAAAAUGUAUUUAUAGCUAUAAUUGUAAAUAAGCUUUUUCCUUACCUUCUGACUUUUCAGUUAAUCAAUUACUACACAACAUUUUCAUUAGGUA